CGCCAUUGUAAAAUUUGAUGGUGAACGUAGUGAGCUCUCCGGUGACAGAAUGACGAUCUGCAACAAACACAGUUAACCAAGCAUCAAUGUCUCAACCGCCGCGAAAGCACUUGGCCCGGGUGAGGAUGCUAAGCCGACCAGGCCGGGCGGCCCCCGGGCUCCGGAUAACGCACGUGAAGUCCAUUAAACCCCCGGACCCAGAGGCUUCGAAGAAGCAGGAGGAGGAGAGGCUCAGGGCUCAGCUCCAAAAAGAAAUAGUCUCCCGCUCUCGCCAAUGCGCGUACAAAGACUACGAGUGUCUGCUACCAGUCAUGUCGGGCAGGCAUUACUGCGGCAGACAUAUCCUGAAGGACCCUACAGCGCCUUACAAGCAGUGCGUUCACACCUUCGGGAACGGAGAGCGGUGUUCUCAACCCGCGCCCGAUAAUAAGGACCAUAGAGAGAGGGAUUUAGGGCUAUGCUUCGAGCACGCCCGCGCGUCGCUGCACGCCCGCCAGCGCGCCGCUGCGCCGCCGCCUCCUGCCACCACCACGGAAACAUUGCUGAAUCAACUGCAGCACUAUGUCAGACCGGAGCGCCCUCGGACCACGUCAUGUGCGUCGUCAGUGUCUGUGGUCAGUGACCACGACCCGCAGGACCCCGCCAUACCCAGCGCUGUGGACCCUUUCAGACAGAUUGUCCCCGGUCCCCUCCCUCUCCAGGCCAAACUGUCCCCUCUUACUCAAAAGUUGAAAGGACCAGUACGCCCUCGGACCACAUCAUGUGCGUCGUCCGUGUCUGUGGCCAAAUUGUCCCCUCUCACUCAAAAGCAGAAAGGACCAGAGCGCCCUCGGACCACAUCAUGUGCGUCGUCCGUGUCUGUGGUCAGCGACCAUGACCCGCAGGACCCCGCCAUACCCAGCGCUGAGGACCCUUUCAGUGAAGCGGAACGCCCUCGGACCACAUCAUGUGCGUUAUCAGUGUCUGUGGUCAGUGACCACGACCCGCAGGACCCCGCCAUACCCAGCGCUGUGGACCCUUUCAAGCAAAUCGACGCGACAGCUGUCAACGCGCAAUACUCGGCUUCGAUCAUGGAGUGUGCCAGUGCGAGUGACAGUGACUGUGACAGCGUGACGUUGGGUCCCGACGGCACCAUACGAGAGUGCGAUAGUGACAGCGAUGAAGCGCCGUGCGAGACGCAGCCUCUGUGGCGAGCGGGUGUAUACACAGCGGAAGAAGCAGUGUCAGAAGCGAGGUCGGCGCUAGUGUCACUGCAACAAGCCUACACGCGACAGCUGUCAAGAUUGAGGGUAAUUCUACAAACGCACCGCGGAAACUACCUACGGGCUUUGAAGGCAGAGAAGGAGACCUACUGUAGCAUAAACGCGCAAGCGCGUAGCGGCCCUUUAACUGUGCGAGAGAGACGACAACUCCGCAAACUGAAGGCUUAUGCUGCACAUCAUCGACGUCACGGAGUCGAUGCCGUGCUAGCGAGGAAACUGACUCACAAGCGCGCUAAGCAAGGCACAGAGCCGUCCAAUCGGCCGAUACCGUCUCAAAGCAGAUGUACUUAUACUGAAGAGAGCGUGCGAUGCGGGAACCCUGUACUACCAGCUUCUAAGCACUGCCUCAAACACAUCCUGCAUGAUUCCAACCAGGUGCUAUUCGUGCCUUGCUCGUCGGCCCGCGGCGUGGGCGCGUGCCGCGAGGCGGUGCCUCUGCUGCCCGCCGCGCCAUUGUGUAGAUACCACGCGCCCGUGCCGGCACACCAAGUGUUCCAUAUGCGGAAAGACGAAUCUAAAGACGGCUCAGAGUCCGAGGUGACUUCGGACGCGUCCGAGCCGGGGCCGUCCGAACCAGUACUGUCCGAACCGAUACUGUCCGAAAUCCCUGCGCGUUCUGCCAUCACUUCUGCUGCAUUACAAGAUAUCAUGUUCCAAUGAUAAUGGAAAUUGGACCUCAUCUUAAAGCAUAACUGGAACAGUGAAUUUGUGAACGGACUUUAAAGUGCUCAGUGAUAAAAUGUGUGACAAGUGGUGUUGGUUAAGUGGUAGGUAAUAGGUAUGUUGGAAUUAGGGUUGCCAGGCGUCCGGCUUUAGCCGGACAUGUUUGGCUUUUUAUGGUCUUGUCCGGCCUGUCCAGCUUUUGUUAGGCUUUUUAUUUGGCCUGCUGCGCCAGACAAAAGUCGAGCCACAGAAUAAUAUGAAGCGCACGCAUCAGUUGCAUGUUAUGUUGGGCAACCGAUGAUACGAUGACAGUACUCACUCGUGAGCUAUGACACUAAUUGCAUCCGUCACAUGUCCGGCUUUUAGGGUAAAAUGUCCAAAUGAAGCACAGAGUCCGGCUUUUGUGUUUUUGGACCUGGCAACCCUAGUUGGAAUACAACAUCCUUUUUUUGAUUUCCUGGAACUCUAGGGUAUUAAGAUCACUUCAAAGUUCAAAGAAUCGAAUUAGCAUAUUAUUUUUUUAUUUCAGCCUUAUUUUUUCAUACAUACAAAACUCUGAUGAGUAUUUUCAAAAAUAUGCGUUUAGGAAUCCAUAUUCUUAGGACAUUUUAACUUUUU
Molecule: messenger RNA, 2543 nt
Organism: Ostrinia nubilalis (European corn borer)
Lineage: Eukaryota; Metazoa; Arthropoda; Insecta; Lepidoptera; Crambidae
Gene: dgt1
Product: KAT8 regulatory NSL complex subunit 2
Exons: 14
Coding region: 87-1922 (611 amino acids)
Cellular component (GO): NSL complex
Source: RefSeq, a predicted model, not a curated record